This is a messenger RNA of Schizosaccharomyces japonicus yFS275, 4363 nucleotides long. Its product is annotated as GTPase activating protein Gyp2. Bases 143 to 2584 code for a protein of 813 amino acids. NCBI's taxonomy places the organism in Eukaryota, Fungi, Ascomycota, Schizosaccharomycetes, Schizosaccharomycetales, Schizosaccharomycetaceae. Gene Ontology annotation, cellular component: cytoplasm. The transcript has a single exon. The record is from RefSeq and is a predicted model, not a curated record.
CCAACAUUGUUGCAAACAUCCUCGUAAUUCUUCGCGCAUCUUCUGCGCUUCCUGCAGCUCCUACAAGCUCGUUCUCGUCUUCGUCGACGCCGCACUCGCGUACGUCGAGCGCUUGCGUUCCACUCCUCCACAAGAAUGCCUAAUGAACAUAAUCAAGCAAUUGUUCCUUGAAAAUAGAUAUAAAACACAGCCAGAGAAAACAAACCCAUUGCAGUAUUUCAGUCUGCCGCGCGAGGAGGAGGUCGCGGCGCAAGUCUUUUGCACUGUGUCUGUGUACGCAAAAGACCAUUCACUGCUGACGGCAAGUUCAGGCCUUGUGUGGGUAACAACCUCGUUUCUGUGCUUCCUGAGUGAAGACAGUGCACUUUGUUUUGCGUUUCCGCUGUUUGCUUUGUGCCAGUUGGAACGGGCAAAAACAACCUCAAAUAUAUAUGUGUUUCAUGCAACCACGCUGCAUGAGCAGCAUCUAGAACUGUUUGUACAGGAACAACGGCACCUCUGUGAGCUUUUUUGUGACCGGCUGCUCACUCAGUUGCGUAAGGCCAUGCCAGAUGUCCAGGGUAUACACAAUUUUUUGAGACCGUUGCUGUCGGAGCGGUUGUGUUAUGGAUUGACAGGAAAUGGAGAGUAUGAGGACAGAGAGCAGGAGCAGCGGACAAUGUCUCAUGCGGCCAGGUCGGAUGCGUCGAGCGCUACCAAGUCGUCUAAGGACACAGCAGCCCCUCCUCUUCCCUUGCACACACCUGCUUCUUCAACCGUGUCCUCCUCAACAUCUGCCGCCUCUUCGUUAACUUCGUCUACUUCCGCUUCCUCAUUCUCGUCCUGGAAAAGUCCGGGCUUGGGAGCCCAAUUCGGUUACCCAGACGGCCUUUCUACAGCCAGUUCCUUGGCCUCCCUUAAAAUGAAGCAUUGGCAGAGCUAUUUCCAGGCGCUGGGUACCAAUUUUACCUUGCUUCGGACUGCUCAGCUACGUCAGCUCGUUCGUUCAGGCGUCCCGAAUGAGUUGCGUGGUGAGCUUUGGGAAACACUGUCCUGUAGUCUUUACGUUCGUUGGAAAUGCAGCAAGUUUUAUAAUCAGUGGCUGAAAAAACUGGAAGAUCCAGCUGUCGACAGAGAUGAUGAGAUUGAAAAGGACUUGGAACGCAGUCUUCCAGGCUAUUCAGGCUACCAUCACGCUCAGGGAAUUGAUUCUCUGCGUCGCGUGCUUACGGUUCAUGCCGCUGCCAACGCAGACAUGGGUUAUUGCCAGGCAAACAAUAUCGUCGUCGCGGCCCUUCUCGUCUAUUGUACCGAGGAACAGGCAUACUUCUUGUUCUCGCAGCUUUCCAAGUACUACAUUCCUGGCUAUUACUCGAAAAUUAUUUACGGCGUUCUGCUUGACCUUAACGUUUUUACUUAUUUGCUUGAGCACACGUUGCCCCAUGUUCAUAAACACCUUGCCGACAUUGACAUUGACCUUAAACUCCUUACCCUCAACUGGUUCCUCACCCUCUACAUCAAAGUAUUUCGGCUCGACUUGGCCGCUCAGGUGCUCGACUGUCUAUUUAUGAGCGGCCCUUGUGUGCUUUUUCAGCUCGCACUCGCGCUCUUCAAGAUUACCGCUUCGCGCCUGCUUGAAGCACAAGACGACUCUUACGUGGUUGCCGCAUUUCAAACGUGCUUUGACUCAAUAAACAGUUUUCCCGUCGGCUUCUCUCACACAAUUUCUGUCGAUAAAGAUGAUACGUCAGAUCCAACAAAGUCCAUUUCAGACAGUUCAUCUUCAAGUGCCGAUAACUGUUCAUUCGAACAGCUUCUCAGCACAGCGUUUGAGACGUUUGGCUAUGUGACCAAUGAUCUCAUUCACUCGAAACGUUCUGAACUUAAAGCUUCCGUACUUUCCUCCAUUCAUGGGUUUACAAAACGGACGCAUUUGCGUGGAAUUUACGAACAGAUUCUCCUUUCACGGACAGAACUUGAUUUCAUUUAUGAUUCCUUUGUGCAAGCCCUUGGAGAAGAUCAGAUUUGUCACAGUAACGUAUUGGAGCAGUGUAUCGAUUAUGAGCACUACAUGAAAAUGAUAGAAUUUAAUGCUGACUGGUUUCGUAACAAUUCGCCAUACGAGACUGCAAAUGAUACUCUUGCCAAGCGUCAAUUGUGUCUUCGGCUGUUUUACUGGAUGCGUGAUGGCAAUGGCACAUAUCUUUCAUUCAAAAAUCUCGUUAUCGGGGUUGAGCGUCUUAAGGUCGACUGUGUUCUUCAUUCUGCCAUGCUCGUCUUUUAUCUGUAUGACACAAAAAAACGUGGAUUCCUGGAUAAAGAAGAUAUUAUUGAGUUGUCUGAGACCCUUAUUUUCAUGUGUUGCAAAACAAAUACUUCUCGCGAUGAUAUUUACCUUACUACUAUUAGUAAGUUUCUUCACUUGUGCUUUUCUGGUUUCCGAGAACAAAACGCAGCCUUUGCUCUUUCCUGCGACGCAUUUCAAAAGGUUGUCGAGCAAUCUAAUCUCCGGGAUGUCCUUGUUUUGUUCUUGCAACAAAUCACGCAGGGCUUCUUGAGCGACGAAAACAAAGAGGAUGUUUUCUUUAAUCGAAAUACCAAUUAAUGGUUGUCAUAAACAGGAGAUGGAGAAAUACACUUCUAGUUUAUUUCUUCCUUUCUCUGAGUCAUAAAAAAAAUAAAAAACAGGUACUCUUGCCAAGGAGUACCAAAGGUGGGACACGGCGUCCUUGCCUUCAUGUAUCUUUGGUUUGAUGAAAUGCUACGAUAAUGUUUAUUAGGUGCCUUACACCGAUACAUGUUUAAACACUGGCCGUAUCGAGGGUUCCUUAUAAAUUGGAGAAAUAUGAAUGUAGACAUACGCACUAUCUGAAUAUAUCAAUCGUUUAAAUAUCAGGGAAAUCAACGUGAGGAUGGAGAACUAAAAAAGACAACUUGCAUAUAAUGGUCAGGGAAGAUGACUGUGUCGGGCCUCAAACGAAGACAUUGGUUCGUAAACGGCACGAUCAAAAGGGGACAAUGCAUCCAACGACCAUUUUGAUGUUGGUUCAAUCGUGAGAGGACUCGUAAUGCCGUGCUUGUACAUUUCAAUGGCAGCAUUGGCAAUCAUUGACGCAUUGUCACUACACAAGUCUGCGCUCGGACAAACAAGAGGAAUGCUGUGAGAUGUAUCCGUCUCAAAAUUAGACAGCAUGACUACAAGCAUGUUACGAAGAUAGCGGUUUCGUGCAACGCCGCCACUGCAGACGAAAGCAGAAAUUGGCUUGUCAACCAAGUCGUUCAUACACAGCCUAACCUUUCGGCAAAUGUGAUCAAACGCAAUGCUUUGAACAGCAUAUGCAAUCCGUCGUUUUACAUUUUCUGGGGCGGUCUCGCCUCCCAAACAUGUUAAAACCUUUUCCACCUGUGUUUGCAAACCUGCAAACGAAAAGCAAUGAAGCCGUGUUUUCGCGUUUUUUGACAAUGGAACAUGCAAUGGAAAUUCCGUAACAUCACUGACAACUGAGUAUCGUUCUAAUGCAGCUGCCGGCAUCUCUCCAUUCCAUGGAAUACGCAAAAGCCGUGCGCACUUAUCAAGGUAAUCACCAACAGCUAUGUCCAGUGUUGUAGCAAGUAUUUCAUGAUCAAAUAAGGAUUUUGAGUACACAAGCAUUGUAUGCCCGCCUGAGACGAGUAGACUGAGAAACGGAAAAUCAAUGUUUCUUUCGAGUUUUGGGGCCAACAAAUGUCCCAGCAUGUGGUGGACUCCAAUAAGCGGGACUUUCAGACCAACAGCAAGACCUUUUGCCGUAUUUAGUCCGACAGCCAAAGGGCCUAGCAUUCCCGGGCCUCGAGUAACACUCACAAUAUCAAUAAUAGAAGCAUCCAAUUUUUCAGCCUCCGUUAAUACAGACUGUAUAAGCGGUGCAAGCUGUCGUUGGUGUUCGUGCAUGACAAUGUUUGGAUGAAUACCUCCGUAUUUUUCAUACAGAUGUAUUGUUCUCCGUGUUUUUUGAAGCAAGACCUUCGACGGUUCAUUACGUGAUUGGUCGUACUGGCAAACAGCAACGGAGCAAUCAUCACAGGAUGUUUCAAUACCCAGAACGUUAAUUGUUUUUCUUCUCAGUAAAGAGAAUUGUCUUGUUCUGGUUUUCGUCAUGACCCUUAACGCAUAGCGACCCCGGCAAAUAUUGAAGUGAGUAUUCAUAACGUUAUUCUCUGUACAUGUAUUGCAUAACCCUCAGUUUCAGUUCGCUUUCUAUCGUCCAAACCUUCACAUACGCAAAGUGAAUUCAAAAAUUUCACACUCAUGUAGCAAAUAUAGCCCAAAUUUCCUCUGACUUUUUUUCACUAAUUCAAACAAACUUCCUCUAGCCUAUUCAUCACAAAACGAUUGUGUUUUCUU